Columba livia (rock pigeon) is the source of this 6492-nucleotide messenger RNA. RefSeq names its product KIAA0930 ortholog. Bases 324 to 1601 code for a protein of 425 amino acids. The transcript is spliced from 10 exons. NCBI's taxonomy places the organism in Eukaryota, Metazoa, Chordata, Aves, Columbiformes, Columbidae. The record is from RefSeq and is a predicted model, not a curated record.
CCGCCCGCUUUCCCGUGGCCGCUGUAGCAGGAAGCUGCGGAGCGCGGCUGGUCAGCGCCUGUGGAAACGAUCGUUGCGUCCCGGGGGCUGUCGGCAACGCCCGGGAAACUUUCUGAGGGGGAGCCGGGGAGGGCGGCGCCCCUUCGCCCGUAGCCUGAGGAAGCGGGGCCGGAAGGGUUUUUCGUCGUUUGCCACCGGGCGGCUCCCGGCUCCGCCCGCCGCUGCCGGGAGAAGCCGUGCGGGGCGGUGGGGGCGGCAGCGCCGGGUGCCGCGGCCGCCUCCGCGGGGCGGCCUGACAUGAGAUCAUCGCCGGCAGCGGCAGCAUGGCCUCUGCCAGGAGCGGCGGCCGCGCCGGGCCGAGGGACGAGGAGACCAACGGCGAGCCGGACCGCUCCCUGCAGCAGAUGCUGCGGGCGAUAGCGGAGGAGCGGAGCCGCGCCGGCCUCCGACAGGAGAUCAGCGGCCUCGGUUGUUUCAAAGAUGACCGGAUUGUAUUCUGGACUUGGAUGUUUUCAACGUACUUUAUGGAGAAAUGGGCCCCCCGGCAAGAUGAUAUGCUCUUCUAUGUCCGUCGAAAACUGUCCUAUGUCAGUGGUGAUAGUACAGAGGGGAAAAAGCAGGUUGAAGUUGAAGUUUACCGGAGAGAUUCUAAGAAGCUUCCUGGCCUGGGAGACCCCGACAUUGACUGGGAAGAGAGCGUCUACUUGAACCUCAUCCUGCAGAAGCUGGAUUAUGUAGUGACAUGUGCUGUGUGCACACGCUCCGAUGGAGGAGAUAUUCACAUUCACAAAAAGAAAUCUCAGCAAGUGUUUGCAUCUCCUAGCAAACACCCAAUGGACAGUAAAGGAGAGGAGUCAAAGAUCAGCUAUCCAAACAUAUUCUUCAUGAUUGACAGUUUUGAAGAGGUUUUCAGUGACAUGACUGUGGGAGAAGGAGAAAUGGUCUGUGUGGAGCUGGUGGCCAGUGACAAAAGCAACACUUUCCAAGGGGUUAUUUUUCAGGGCUCCAUUCGCUAUGAAGCACUCAAGAAGGUCUAUGACAACAGGGUGAGUGUUGCAGCUAAGAUGGCUCAAAGAAUGUCUUUUGGCUUUUAUAAGUAUAACAACAUGGAGUUUGUGCGGAUGAAAGGACCCCAAGGCAAAGGACAUGCAGAGAUGGCAGUGAGUAGAGUUUCUACUGGUGACACUUCACCAUAUGGAACAGAAGAAGAUUCAAAUCCAGACUCACCAGUGCACGAGAGAGUCACUUCUUUCAGCACACCGCCAACCCCAGAACGCAACAAUCGCCCAUCUUUUUUCUCCCCAUCCCUCAAGAGGAAAGUGCCACGAAAUCGAAUUGCUGAGAUGAAAAAAUCCCACUCAGCAAAUGACAGUGAGGAAUUCUUCAGAGAUGAUGAUGGUGGAGAUCUGCACAAUGCAACAAAUCUGAGGUCGCGGUCCUUAUCUGGAACAGGACGGUCUCUGGUGGGCUCCUGGCUGAAGCUGAACAGAACAGAUGAAAACUUUCUACUCUAUGCACACUUAACUUACGUCACUUUGCCAUUGCAUCGAAUUUUAACAGAUAUCCUGGAAGUGCGGCAGAAACCAAUUCUGAUGACAUAGCAGAGAGCGGGCACUGCCUUGGAGCCUUGUUGCCAAGUGCCUCACCACAGCGGUUUUCUGUGCUAACACUACCAUCUAGUGUCAAGAACAUAAACCUCCGCAGGAAAAAGGGAAGUCCAAGAAUACCAGCCGAUCAAAAGUGCCUCUUUCUUCCUUCCUCUGCUGUCACACACCAUAUGCACACUUGCAGUACAUCGCUCGAGCGUUUCUGACUGGAAGACGACUUUCAGCAAGAUAAAACGAGAAGGGGCUGUUCUUAAAACGAGUCAACGCUUCGUGGACAGUUUGUUACUGUGUUUACUUUAUAUAACUGAGAAACCAACGAUAUGUACAAAAUGUGUAAAACUUUAUAUUCUUUGAGAGAAACAACCUGGGAAUUUCAUAAUGAUGUACUAAUGAACGUCGUUCCAUAGACUCUGGCCCGUACACUGUCCUUGUCGGUUUGGCUUAACGUGUGUGUGAGUGUGUGUGUGUGGGGAUUGAAGGGAUGAGAGAAAAAUUUCCUACUGUGAGAGGAAAAGGAAAAAAGAUGCUACAAGGGUACGUCGCUAUUUUGGUACGUGCAGCGGGUCAGGUCAGAGCUUAAAAGAGGCUGAAAAUGUUCCCAUUUGUUCAUGUGUCAGUGUUAGGACAGGUGAACUCUGCUUACAGAUUAUCCAUAUCUACCAAAGAACAGCAACAUUUUCAUCCUCAGGAACUGGCCAAGAAAAUGAGCCAGUGAAAGGCAGGCUAAAAUGUGCUGCUAUAGUAAAGCCAGGGUUCAUAUCCAGCACUAAUGCUGCUUAUCUCUCUCUGUUAGCUGAGUUGAUACAAGUUUGAGUCCAAAGUGGAAAAAUAGGAGACCAUAAUUGGACUCCAAAACCUAAAAACCUUACCAAUAACCAACACCCUCCUGCAUGCACUGAACUUCAGGGUAUGUAGCGUCGUCCUUGAGUUUGUAGCCAAGGAGGGCAUGAGAGCUGAUUAAUGGUUGGGCAGCUUGCCCGGAUUCUUCAUCUCCUGGUCGUGUUUUUCUGUAUUGUUAUGUGCUGAAGCGCAGAGAGUUUUCUUGAAAGACAGAAGAUUGAAAUGUAAUUCUGCUCUGAAAAGUGACUACAAAUUGCACAGUGGGAGGUCUGAAAAGUGGUGUGUCAGGAGCUCUCAGGAAAAAGCCUUAUGUUUACAGGUAAAAUGCAGCUUUCUCUAAAUAGCCAAACUCUGCUGUCCUUGACAUUUGAAAGCUAAAUGGUUGAAUACUGAGACUACUACGCUCUGGUUCACUGUUUUGAUAUGGGAGCCAGUCAAUACUUCAGUUUAUUUACGCCUGCGUGACUGGCAGAGCAAUGGGUGGGGUAACGUGCCGCUUACAGCACGUGAGACUCCAAUACACGCACAGAGGGAGAGCAAAGAUGCCAUUUUUGUCACUUUUCAGACUCCGAGCACCUAAACUUAAUGCUGUUGCCACAGUAACCAAAUGGCAUGUGCUCUGAGCCUGGACCUUAGUCUCCCUCAUACUCAGCCUUUCCCAAAGUGCUUUGUUGUUAUUCUCUCAACAGAGAGGAUGGUGGCACAACCUCUCAAAUAGGACUUUCUGCUUUUUUUUUCCUCCUCAGGCCAGGUUCCAUGUGAAUAGCUCCCCUUCAGCAUAAAGGUAGACUAACUUCAUCAUUCAGUGCAGCGUGGUGAAUCCAGCGUGGUGAGGAGGUCUUUUUUUCAUUUGAGGCUAAGCCUAGCAGCAGUUGCCUUUGCGCAGAUGGAUGGCAUUUCUAACAUGGGCAGCUCAGGUGCAUGACAGGGGAGGCUGACCAGUUUUUAGCUUGCUUCGAAUGCAUUGCAACAGCGUUAGAAAAACGUUCGCUUUGUCAUUGUCAGCACGGUCACUUUUCACGUUGCAGCCUUUGAACUUUGCUCCGCGGGAGCGUGCGGUUGUGCCCGUGUGCGUGUGAGGGUGUUUGCACAGUCAAACCUGAGGCGGGUAAUUGGGGUGCCUGGGCUUGCGUCCUGAGGUGGAGUCCUAAAUGAGCAGCUGAAGUGCCCUCUCCAGGAGCUUGCUGGGCAGCCUCGGUGCUUACCAGAGAUCCCUGGGUUGUGUGCCUAAUGUUGGUUGUUAUAAAUAUUCUCCCCUGUGCUCAUGCUGAGAAUUAAACCACUCUUAGGUGGAAGACCAGUCCUACUCUGAAGCCUUUCAAGAUGCUCCUUAUUCUACACUUACAUACUGCUGGGCUGGGCAAAUCAGUGCUCGGUUUUCCUUUAAAUAUUCAUUGGGGAGGGAAGGGAGGGAGGAUUAAUAUUCGUACUACUAGUGACAAUUGAUACCUUUCAGUCAAACAGCCAGAGGAGUAACACACGUGAAAAGGAAAUGUAUCCAGAUUGGAACCAAAGUGGUAGGUGCCUGAAUACCUCUCAGUCGACAGUGAUUUGUAAUGCUUUCUUGAUAUCGUGUAUUACGUUUAGGUAGCUUAAUUUCAUGUGAUCUGAAAGACCGGUCAAAUCUUGCUGCAUAGGAUUUCAGAGCAAACGAAGAAUUAUUCCAAACUAGUACACUAGUACAAAGGCAACAUUACAGAAAGGAUGUUUCAGAUCCCAAAUCUAUUACACAGAAGGUAUUAUCUGCUUUGUUACAUCUACGUGGGUGGAUUUUGAUGUGUAGUUUUUGAAGGGCUGCAAUGUAAACGUCCUGAAAAAAAGCCAGUGUAUUUCUUGUAUCUUGCUAGUGGAUAUGCUAUAGGUAGGUCAAAGACUCACCUUUUUUAGUAGAAAAGGGCUACAGGUGUGCCCAGAUGGACAUUCAUAGAAAACAGAGGUCAGGUAGUCUACUGAAUGUCAACAGUGCUUUUUGGAAACAGAUAGAUGUGCCAGAUUCUCAGUUAUUCCUCCCUAAACAACAGAAUUAGACUUCUCAUGUAUAGCCCCUGGUUCCUACUUUCUGUCUUCAAGUGGUGGAAAACAAAUGCCAUGUUUUGUUCUGCUUUUAAACAAACCUUGAAAAUUGUGAUUUGUUGUCCUCAUAUAGACAAACAGGGAAGAGUUUUGCUUGGGUCAGGGUGGUACAGCUGGGCCCUUUGCAUGCUAGUGCACUAUAGCAAAAAAUAAAAGGGAAUGUUAAUAGGAACCUCUCGCCCUUUUAAUUUGGAGGAGUUUUAAUUCUGUAGCUCCGAACAGUAAACCAUUUUGAGCCUCUGUUGGCCAUUUAAAUAAUUGCUGAGGAACGAACUGGCAUGUUCUGCAUGCCAGAACAGCUGUGGCUGUCAGUGUCUCAACUGUUAGAGCACGGUGGUUUUCUUUAGUUGUGUUGAUGCUUGAGAAUGCAGCUCAGUUAACGAAUUUGAGAAGCUUUGCAGAACAGCUUUAUUUCUUUACAGAAUCUCAGCAUACCUCAUUAUUCACUUAACUCUUUCCAUCUUUCUGCCCAUUCACUCCCUCUGAAAAUGGAGGCUUACCUCUUGAACCUCUCCAUAGACGAUGCAUAUUGAUAGAUGUCAAAUGCAAGGAUGUAUAUCUUUUCACCCUUAACAGCUUUUUCAAUUUAACAAGUAAAAAGCCUUUGCUUCUAAAGAAAGAUCUUAAAUCACUUAUUUUGUAUUAGCAGAUUAUUGCUCUACCUUAGGGACCACCAUGUAUGUGAAAUUGCAUUCUCUCAUUGCCAGCCAGCACAGGGUGGGUUCCAGGUGUCCUUGUUAAAGAAGACGAUGUUUUCAGAAACACCACAAAUCUUUCAGCUGUCUUGGAUAAUCCGGUUCGUGUGGGUUCAUAUUCCUUUUCUUUUUAUACUCCUGGUCUUCAUUGUUUACAAGACUCGAGCACAUUGGGCUCUGGAUCGCUGGUACUUGGUUUUUUGUUUCUGGACAUGGUGUCCUUUCUCGAAAAGAUAAUUGUUUGCAGGGUUGACUUUCCACAGUAGAAUAGUUUUCCCAAAGUCUAUUCUUACACCAAGUUUAAAUUAAAACAGUGAAGUCCUUGGCUCUCCAGACAGAUUUCUUCUGGCAGGCCCUCACGUACAGAAUCCCAUCUGGUCACUGGGGAUGUAAAGUCCAUGUAAACAGUCUACACUUUUGGACUAUCGACCUGCUUCUUCCAAUCAUUAUUUUUUCCCUUUCCAGAUGAUGGCUUGCCCCGUAUUUUGUAGUGUAAAGCCUCCCCUUAUUAAAGAUAGAUAUAAGAUAAAAUCUUCAGAAGUGCCUAAACCCUGUUGUUGUCCAGUGGGGUUUAAGAACAGAUUUUUAUUUAAGAAAUGAAUAGUCUUAAAUUCUGUCGGUAUUAUGUGUAGCAGCAACAAGAAAUGACAAGUUAAUAGUUCUCGGAAGAACUGGCCGUCUCCCACGGACUCACCCUUCGUGUUUGAAAGACUCUCGUGGUCUCCUAAGGUCAUGGCUGAAAGCUCUGGAAAAUGGAUUUCUGGUGAUCACAGCAGUCAGAUGUCUGCGAAUGCCUUAUCUUUUUUCGUGAGGUAUGACUGAAAGUGUGUGGUGCUGGCGUGUAGGAAUUCUGUGUCACAAAUAGAUGCGGUAGAAUCCAGUUAAAGGCAUCGUGAAAUAAGUAGCUUUUACACCAAACCUUAAACAAAAGAGUGUUUUACACCAGAAUGUAGCUGUUUGGAUGCUUGGUCAAGAUAAUACAAGGCUGCAAGCAGGUUACAUUGUUGAACGUUCUCUGUGUAAAUAUAUAAAUACUCUCCGCCUCAUUUUAUCAGACUAACACAUGUUGCAUGGUUUGGGGUUGUUUUUUUUUGCCUCAUUGAUCAUCGGUGUUGAUUAAAAGAUGAUGGGUUGAAAAUCACGCUGGCGCUGUACUGAGCCCUUUGAACAAAGAGCAAGGAGAACCUUUGUGCACCAAAAAUGGAGUUGACUUUGCGUACGGCAGCAGUGCAGAAAGCGUUGGACCCUGCAGCCAAUAAACAGACCUCUUAAAUGAC